AUGAGAAUAUCAAGAGGUUACAGAUACCUUAAACUGUCUUCACUACUACAGGCUAAUAGUGCUAGGCGAAGUAUUAAACCAUAUUUGAUACCCUUACAACGGAAUUAUUCCUGGUUCAGCUCAAAAGCGAGAUCAGAUAUCAUCAUUGAAGAACCGACUGAAAGUAAUGAAAAGUUAGAUAGCAUUAAAGAUACACUCCGAAACACUGAUAUUCCUGUGAAAUUAAGAAGAAAGAUACUUAGCCAAAAGCUUGAACAGUUCACCGAAUUAAAUGAAGAAGAAUUACCAAUUUUGGACAAAUUAUUCAUCGAAACUUAUAAGUUACAUGAUUAUGAUAUCACAUUAAUGGAUACAAACCAAAUUAUAUCGUUGACAGAGAAUAUCUGUGAAUAUCUUGUCGAACAAGAGUCUUUUAAAAUCCCAGAAUUCUUAUCGGUGAUAGUCAUGUCGAUAUUCCAGGGCAAAAUAGCCGUGGAUGAUAAUUUAUUGAUUAAUGUAGUGAAACUCAGUUCAAGAUCGCAGAACGGUGAUUUACUAGAUACGUUGAAAUUGUUAUCUAAAUCUAACUUGAAGGUAAACCUGGAAUUCCCGGGUCUUUUGAUCGAAUCUCUGGACCCAACCAUUGAAUUAUUCGAGGUGAUGUCGGAAGAAUUUGACGUUGAUUCGAGAUUCUAUCAAUUAUACAUUGCAUUUAUAGAAAAGCUAUUCCGAGUUACUCCAAAGGUACACGAACUAGACUUUAGCAGGAGCUUGCUCAGAGUUCAGGAUGUCAGUAAUAAUUUAGUGAGUAACUGUAACUUCAAACAAUUGGACAUUGAAGUUAUUUUGAACCUUUUGAAAAUGUUAUAUGAUUUGAAUCUUGCUAAUUAUUCCGUCAUAACUCAAGCUUUAAUAGAUAGUAUAGUUCAGCAUUUGGAAAAGGAGGAUUUGACCGGUGUGUUCAUGAGACAGAAUAAUGAAGAUUUGAUCAAUGAUACUUUGAAAGUAUUGAUGUCAAAGAAAUCACCUAUUUUACGAACCCUUUUCAAAUCUGUCAUCGAGAAUCCUAUUUUUUAUUCCCAGGAAUUGACAUUGCAAGCAAAAUUCUUCCUCGAUGAAGUCACAGUUGAGGAGAUUUUGUCUUCAGAUAUAGAUUUAAAUAACAUGUACUUGAAAUUGGUAGAAUUAAUCACUUUGAGUGAAAAAUCCGUUGAAUUGAACGAUUUAACGAAAAAGUUCAACAAUGAAGGUCUUGAAACUCCUUUGAUGGCUUAUAAAUUACAAUUGGACCAAUCUAUAACACAUAAGGAUUUCCAAAAGUCUAUACAAAUCUUUGAAUCAAGUGUCUCACAAUUCACUCAAUGGUCAGAAGAGACUAACCCUCAAGUCUUGAAGACUCUUAAUGAUCUAAUAAUCUUAUCUUGUACUGAACCAAUAGAGAAAACGUUUGAAAUAUUCACUAACGUCAAACAGCAAAUGGUUAAUUUUCCUGUUAAUAUUCAUACCAUCAAUGCCAUCUGUAAGAAAAUGUUGGAAUCAGAAUUUGUAGGUGACACUAUAGAGUUAUUGAAAAGAGAGUUGCCUGAUAUAAAGAAAGAUGAUAUCAUUAAAUUACCUAUCGAAUAUUCUUUCGGUGAACCAUACAAGGAACUUUUCACUAUAUUACACGAUUUCGUAAUCUCAUAUACUGGGGAAUCCACAUACGAAACCAACUGGGUACUUUAUGGAGAAUUACAUAAAUACUUUCAUGUUCCUUAUGAUACUCAUUUACCAACAAUGAAAUUUUUUAAUGAUCACAAUAGGCUUGAUUCAUCGUUGGUUAUAUUCAGACAAGUGAAAAAAUUGAAUGAAUUGCAUGGGAAGCAUAACCAUCUCCCACCAUCUAAAGAUAUGUAUUUAUAUCUAUUCCAGGAAUUCGGUGAUAAACUAUACGAAGAGGGGGUCAAUGAGAUUCAUGAGUAUCUUAAAAUGGAUAUUGCUUUGCCUAGACAAGAUUUAGAAUUACAAAAUGCUUUAUUGAAUGCAUAUUCUAAUUUACAAGAUGUGGCCAAAGCAAGAGAUCUAUUUUCCACAAUGUUACCUACCAGACAAUUACAAAGCGGAAUCAACGAGGAAACUGUCAAGAUCAUGAUUAAAACGUACACUUACAGCGAUUUAAACUAUGUGAUAUCAUUCUGGAAUAACAUGUCAACUUAUGGCAUUUUACCUAAUUAUGACAUUUUCAGACAAUAUUUGAUUGCUCAUGUUUAUCAUGGAUUUGCUGAAGAUGCUAUAGAAUUGACGAAUGAGAUGGAUGAUUAUGGACUAGAGUUUACCAAAGAUACUUUGGUUUCCAUGUAUAACUUCUGUUUGCGAUCCGAUAAACAAGAUGUUAUUGAAAAAUGGGCCAAAGACCAUCAUUCUGAGGUAUGGAAAGAGGCUGAAGGAGAAGGACUCCUUAAAAGAUCAGACGAUUAUGAACCCGAUAACUUAUUAGCUGAAGGGAAACAAGAAAUUGCAUCUGUAAACUAA
Yamadazyma jaroonii is the source of this 2490-nucleotide messenger RNA. NCBI's taxonomy places the organism in Eukaryota, Fungi, Ascomycota, Pichiomycetes, Serinales, Debaryomycetaceae. The record is from the annotation of a GenBank genome assembly.